AUGCCGAUUUCGUUACGGGAAUAAUCAUCACUUCAUCGGCACAUACACCCGAUAGAUAAGCUAAGAACACGCUGCAGGACGGCUAGAUUUCGCCUAAAGUCUAAACUUAUAUCGAUUAUAUUUUUCCCUUUCGUGGGAAAGAAAACCAAAUCUGUCUGUCUCUGGCGAAGAUCAGCGCAAGUCGCGAUUCAAUCUACGCAUUCCGCGUCGGAAAUAGCAGGCAACAUCACGUCGACAUUGUUCCCCACUUCAAAUUCUGUAGAGUGCAUGGAUUCUCUCGUCGUCAAACUGUCAGAAGAAAACUAAAACAAUGUGUGCAAAAGAGUUACAUCGCAUUUCGGCAGUUGAAGCCCUUAAAUUAAUUAGAGAUGGCGAUCUCACAAUAGAGGCUUAUGCUUCGGCGUUGCUCGAUCGUAUCAAGAAACGAGAUUCCGUCGUAAAAGCCUGGGCAUAUCUUGACCCGGACUCCGUCAUAACGCAGGCGAAAGCCUUGGAUAAAGUCCCUUUACCGGAAAGAGGACCUCUACACGGGAUACCGGUGGGCGUCAAGGAUGUGUACCUAACAAAGGACAUGCCAACGGCCUACAAUUCUGAAAUAUACAGAGGCCAGCCAACGGUAACCGCGGAUGCGGCAGCGGUCAUCACACUUAGAGCCGCUGGAGCGCUCAUCUUUGGGAAGACCACAACGACAGAAUUCGCCAGUACCGUCGUGGGAGGUCCGUCGACGAAUCCACACGAUCCCACCCGUACGCCAGGUGGUUCCUCUUCCGGAUCGGGAGCGGCAGUAGGUGAUUAUCAAGUUCCUAUUGCCCUGGGUACACAGACAGUAGGCAGUACGAUACGUCCGGGAUCAUUCAACGGGAUAUAUGCGUUCAAGCCGACGUGGGGAGCCAUCUCAAGGGAGGGCUUUGCGCAAUACUCUAUGACAUGUGACACCGUAGGUCUCUACGCUAGGUCAGUUGAGGACUUGGAUCUGCUGGCCUCUGUUUUCAAGCUAGCCGACGACGAGGUCGUUUCAACGCAGCCUCUUGACUUGAAGGGCGCAAAGGUAGCGUUCUGCAAAACCCACGUCUGGCCCGAAGCAGGACCAGGCACGCGGAACGCUUUCAGCAAAGCCCAAGAGCUUCUAGCCAGUCGCGGCGCGAACGUAUGCGAGCUUGACCUGCCGUCCGAGUUCGCCGCCAUUUCCAGAUGGCACGAAAUCAUCCUGGCGGGCGAAGGCCGCUCGUCCUUUCUUGGCAACUACUCUCUGGCAAAAGACAAGCUGCACUCCUCGAUCCAGGCCCACGUGGAGAAUGCCCAGAGAUUCACGAAAAAGCAGCUGCUGGAAAGCUAUGACGGCUGCGCGCGCCUCAGACCCCUGUGGGACGAGAUUGCCAGCAAGUACGACGUGGUCAUCACUCCAAGCGUGGUCGACGAGGCUCCGGUGGGCAUUGAACGCACGGGAAGCGCAGUCUUCAACGGCAUGUGGACGAUUCUACACGCCCCAUGUCUCAAUUUACCGGGCUUUGCUGGAGAAAACGGACUUCCCGUUGGAUUGACGCUGGUAGGCGGAAGGUAUCAUGACCUAGGAGUUCUUCGUGCUGGAAAGACUCUGGGCGAGAUUUUUGAGCGUGAUGGUGGAUUUGUCUCAAAGAUCCCGUGAUUUCGGCGCUGAAGAAAUUGGCGAAAGAAAUACUUCAAUCUCUAUGUGAAUAACCUUAUUCCUUCUCUGAUCUUUUCCAAGAACAAGAGCAUAGAUGCUGGAAAUAGAAGUAGAGAAUUCGCGCCUUACAUCUGACGAAAUGUUGAGACCAAGGAAUUUCCAAAUUGCAUGCGUGUAAACGAACUUCUCGAGAUGAUUAAGCCAGAAUCUGAUCCGGGCAGAAAGUAUUCAUGUCUAAUCUACACUCAUAAAGCAUUAAAAACCAGGGAAGUAUAAG
Messenger RNA from Verruconis gallopava, 1922 nucleotides. RefSeq lists its product as uncharacterized. The transcript has 3 exons. NCBI's taxonomy places the organism in Eukaryota, Fungi, Ascomycota, Dothideomycetes, Venturiales, Sympoventuriaceae. The record is from RefSeq and is a predicted model, not a curated record. The coding region runs from base 311 to 1645 and encodes 444 amino acids. Gene Ontology annotation, molecular function: catalytic activity.